Cylas formicarius (sweet potato weevil) is the source of this 940-nucleotide messenger RNA. Its product is annotated as ubiquitin thioesterase otubain-like. The transcript is spliced from 4 exons. Lineage: Eukaryota; Metazoa; Arthropoda; Insecta; Coleoptera; Brentidae. Gene Ontology annotation, biological process: protein K48-linked deubiquitination. Gene Ontology annotation, molecular function: ubiquitin binding; cysteine-type deubiquitinase activity. Gene Ontology annotation, cellular component: nucleus. Bases 65 to 874 code for a protein of 269 amino acids. The record is from RefSeq and is a predicted model, not a curated record.
UUAUGUUACUUCUACGGUUUGAUAGGGAAUAAACAUUAUAUUUCUUCAAAAAUCGAAGUUCCAAAUGGGCGACGAAACCCAAAACUAUAAAAUUGCUCCAGAAAAUGGGGACGCGGGCGUUAAUCAAGACGAACUUAUUUUAGCUCAACAACGCCAAAUUGAAAAAGAGAUUUCGGACAGCAUAGCUUUAGUAGGCGAUUUGGAACCUAUUAUGUCAUUGAAUGCCGAAUAUGCCAGUGACAAAAUUUACCUGGAGAAAGUGAAAGAUUUAGCUUCCCGAUAUCAGUACAUUAGAAGAACCCGACCAGAUGGAAAUUGCUUCUUUAGGGCUUUUAGUUUUGCCAACAUAGAAAGACUAUUAACCAAAAAGGAUGAAUUCAAUAAAUUUUAUAAAUUGGCUGAAGAUAGCAAAAAUGUUUUAGUUGCAUUAGGAUUUCAACAGUUUACAGUUGAAGACUUUUAUGAUACUUAUAUGGAAGUACUCAAACGUUUGGGUGCUAUAGAAAAUAUUGAGGAAGCAAAAAAAGAGUUACUUACCCUUUUUAAUGAACAAGGUUAUUCUGAUUACAUGGUUGUCUACCUGAGGUUGCUGUCAAGUGGUCAGUUACAAAAAGAACAAGACUUUUAUAGUUGCUUUAUUGAGGGGGAUAGAUCAGUUGCAGACUUUUGCCACCAAGAAGUGGAACCCAUGUAUAAGGAAAGUGACCAUAUUCACAUCAUGGCUGCUUGUUCAGCACUUAAUACAGGUGUUAGAGUUAUUUAUAUGGAUCGAGGGACAAGUAAUACUUGUAUACAGCAUGAUUUGCCUGAAGGCUGUGUUCCAACUGUACAUUUGCUCUACCGUCCUGGUCACUAUGACAUAUUGUACCCAUAGAUUUCAUUUUACUGUAUAUUUUAAUAUAUUUGGUAAUUUUUGAUUCCUUCAUUCAAUGUCUUGUAU